AUGGCUCCGACGGUCGAGCCAGUUCGGCGGGUGGGAGGGCAGAAUGUGACAUCGUCGUUCCUUGUGGGCAAUCUGCACUGCCCGUCGUGUGUGUCGACGAUCCGGGAUGUUUUGCAAGAAGCAUGCGGUGAUCACGUCCGAUGGGUGUCACCGAACAUUGUGACCUCUGUGGUGACGGUGGAACACGAUCGCGAAGCGACUCUCAGGUGCAUGACAACGGCCCUGACAGAGGCUGGGUUUGAGAUAUGUGGUGUGACGUCGUCGACGGGAGAAAGCUUCCUCGAUCUGGACUUGUCCCGCUCGCCAAGCCGGAACGCGAGCGGAGACGGCGCAGAUUCCAAGCAGCAAGACACGAUCAUACCGCAACACCCUGCGUCCAGUUCGAUGAUUACGUCCACGUCUAUACCCACACCUCAGCCGGCCAGCUCCUGGGGCUUCUCUCCGCUUUCGCGGUGGAUGGCCUCGCCUAAGCAAGAGCAGAGCCAGGCAGAAGAGAGUCAAGAGCGCAUUUUGCAAGCACAUCUCGACAACUGCGAACAGUGCCGUCUGCAAAAGAGUCUAGGCAAGCUCCCGGUCAGUGUGGAAGUAAAGAAGCUGCACGAAGAGGACACGGACACAGAAGACGAAAGCCCAGGCUCCAGGUCAACGGAGUCACCGCCGACGGCACCCAAUAUGUCGGAAAAGGGAUUUGUGACAAUCGAGGACGAAGAUGCGCCGGGCAGCCGGCCGACGUGGCGGGCCAGCUUAGCGAUCGGCGGGAUGACGUGUGCAGUGUGCACAAACACGAUCACGGACGAGCUCAAGAAGCGCGAGUGGGUGUCCAAGGUGGCAGUCAACCUGAUCUCAAACAGCGCAACGGUGGAGUUUGACGAAGAGCAGCGAUUGUCGGAGGUGAUUGAGGCGAUUGAGGACAUGGGAUACGACGCGGCAUUGGACUCGCUGACGCGGGUUGAGUCUGCGCGGCAGAAGAAGCAGCAGGAGCAGGAGCAACAGGGGAGGAAGGGCCAGUCAGCAGAGGCGGGCAGCGGCAAGCGGACGGUGGAGAUCAUGAUCGAGGGCCUCUACUGCGAGUACUGUCCAGAGCGGAUUGUGCGCAGUCUGGCAGGGUUUCGACGGGCGUCGCUAGCGAUCGAGACGCGACCAACGCCACAGCGGCCGAUCGUGCGGCUGUCAUACGUGCCGGAGGCACCACAGUUUACGAUCCGACAAAUCCUGGCAGCGAUCGAGGCAAGUGACGGGGCGCUGACGGCGUCGCUGUAUCACGCGCCCACACUGGAGCAGCGGUCGAAGCUGAUCCGAGCACGCCACCAGCGGCAGAUGCUAUGGCGGGUGGUGUGGACGGGGGCGACGUGCGUGCCGACGUUUGUGAUCGGGAUUGUGUACAUGUCGCUACUACGGCGGAGCGACGGCGGACGGCAGUAUCUAACGGCGCCGUGGAUUUCGGGCAUCAACCGGGCGCAGAUUGCGCUCUUUGUCAUGGCGACACCAGUGUACUUUUGCGCGGCAGACAUAUUCCACGUGCGGGCGUUCAAGGAGAUCCGCACGCUGUGGCGACGCGGCAGCCGGACGCCGGUGCUGCAGCGGUUCUACCGGUUUGGCAGCAUGAACACGCUGAUCAGCUUGGGAACGACGAUUGCUUACAUAAGCAGUGUCUGCCAGAUGAUCGCAGCAGCAGCAGACAGAGCGACGAUGACAGACGACGGCGACUUUUACUUUGACUCAGUCAUCUUCCUGACCUUUUUCCUGCUGGUCGGCCGACUGAUUGAGGCGUACAGCAAGUCGCGGACGGGCGACGCAGUCGAGAUGCUGGGACGACUGCGGCCAACGACAGCGCAACUGGUGGAGAGGGGGGAGAGCGAGGAGAGCGAGCAGAGCGAGAAGGAGAAGACGACAGAAGUGCAGGCGGACCUGCUAGAGCACGGUGACGUGGUGCGGGUGAGACACGGGGCAUCACCGCCGGCGGACGGUGAGGUGGUGUCGGGGCAGACGAGCUUCGACGAGUCGAGUCUCACGGGCGAAUCACGGCUGAUCAGCAAGACGGUGGGCGAUGCAGUAUACGCCGGCACGGUCAACAAGGACGGGGCAGUGCUGGUGCGGGUGACGGGGGGAGCAGGGUCAUCGAUGCUGGACCAGAUCGUGGCGGCGGUGCGCGAAGGCCAGACGAAGCGAGCGCCGAUGGAACAGAUCGCAGACGUGUUGACGACGUACUUUGUGCCUGUGGUGACGUUGGUGGCGAUAGUCACGUGGGUAGUGUGGCUAGGGCUGGGGCUGAGCGGGCGGCUGCCAGAGUCAUAUCUGGACAAGGCCCACACCAGCGGCAGCGGUGCGUGGGUGGCCUUUUCGCUGCAGUUUGCCAUUGCCGUCUUCGUGGUGGCCUGUCCGUGCGGACUCGGGCUAGCAGCGCCGACUGCCAUCUUUGUGGGUGGCGGGAUGGCGGCGCGAUACGGGAUCCUGGCCAAGGGCGGCGGCGAGGCGUUUGAAAAAGCCAGCCGGAUCGACUGCGUCGUCUUUGACAAGACCGGCACGCUGACGGUGGGGGGCGAGCCGACAGUGACGGAUGUUGUAUGGGGAGGUGGACAGAAAGACAAGGGGCUGGUGGCAGCUCUCUGUGCGGUCGAGGAGACCAGCAGCCACCCGAUUGCCAAGGCGAUUGUGUCGUUCUGCCAGAAGGAGGGAGAUGCCGUUGUCGAUGGGCGAGUGGACAUGCUGCAGGAGACUGCUGGCCGGGGGAUGCGGGCGAGGUAUUGUGGUGGCGAGGCUGGACGAUCGUUUGACCUGAUCGUGGGCAACGAGGCAUUGAUGGCAGACUACUCGGUGGAGGUGUCGUCGUUGGUGGCGAUGCAGCUGCAGCAGUGGAAGUCGGACGCCAAGUCGGUAGCCCUGGUUGGAUGGAGGGAAGUGGAGGAGAAGGACGACGAGAGAGAGGGAACGAAAACGCUCGACCGGAGGGAGAACCAAAAACACAACACAUGGACGCUUGCAGCCGCGCUUUCGAUCUCGGAUCCUGUCCGGCCAGAAGCAGCGCCGAUUCUGGCUGCCCUACAGGCUCGCGGACUGCUGGUCUACAUGUUGAGUGGCGACAACGCGGUGACGGCAGCAGCAGUAGCCCGGCAGCUGGGCAUCCCUGCCGACCAGGUGAUUGCCGAGGUGCUGCCGACCGAAAAGGCGGCCCGCAUUCAAGCUCUGCAGGCAUCGCUGCCAGGUCGAAGUCGUUGGGGGAAAAGAGGCAAAAGCAAGUCGACCACGACCCCCUCCCGCGCCACUGUCGCCAUGGUUGGCGACGGCAUCAACGAUGCGCCUGCCCUCACGCAGGCAGAUGUCGGCAUCGCCGUCGGUUCGGGUUCAGAUGUGGCCAUCUCCAGCGCCGACUUUGUUCUGAUCCAGUCCAGCCUCCAGGCUGUCGUCACGCUGCUUGACCUCAGCCGUGCUGUCUUUCGCCGUAUCGCCCUCAACUUCGCCUGGGCUCUCGUCUACAACGUCGUGGCCGUGCCCAUCGCCGCCGGCGUCCUCUAUCCCGUUCACACCCGCUCCACCCGUCACGUCCGGCUUGAUCCCGUCUGGGCCUCGCUCGCCAUGGCCCUCAGCUCCGUCUCCGUCGUCUGCUCGUCGCUCGUCCUGCGCAGCCGCAUUCCCGGCCUCGGUUUCCGGCCGAGCAUCGCCCACAGCGCGCAUGCGGAGCAGACAAGUGCGUCUGCACCUGCAUCUUCGCCUGUCUCGACCAUGGCCAAUGCUGAGUCAUCCUUUCAUUCUGCUUAG
Messenger RNA from Grosmannia clavigera kw1407, 3756 nucleotides. Its product is annotated as copper resistance-associated p-type ATPase. The record is from RefSeq and is a predicted model, not a curated record. NCBI's taxonomy places the organism in Eukaryota, Fungi, Ascomycota, Sordariomycetes, Ophiostomatales, Ophiostomataceae. Gene Ontology annotation, biological process: copper ion homeostasis; monoatomic cation transport. Gene Ontology annotation, molecular function: ATP binding; ATP hydrolysis activity; P-type divalent copper transporter activity. Gene Ontology annotation, cellular component: membrane. Bases 1 to 3756 code for a protein of 1251 amino acids. The transcript has a single exon.